AUGGCCAUCAUCGCCGCUGAUCUCGAUCUGUACACUCAGCAAGUGGGCCAACAGGUCAUUGACGAUACCGGAUUUGACAUGCCAUGCUUGGACCAGUUAUAUGACCCAUAUCAAUCAAUCGUUGGGGACGGCUUCCUCGAUCUUCUCAACCAAGUUCCCAGCGUAGACGAGUCGAAUAGCAGCAACUCAGUAUCGAGCUAUUCGCCUCCUGACUCUGGGCCAGAGAGCCAUCUCAGCUGGAUCAGCUCCAACCCAUCAUCAAAUCUUGACCAUUCCGUGAGCGCAAAGGUGCGUAUGGAUCGGCGUGUAGAGACAGUGGUCGUUCAAGUGGCGCGGCUGACUCACUUUUCAAAGAAAGAAAGACGCCGGCGCCAGAAUCGAGUUUCACAGGCCGCCUUCAGACAGCGAAAGGACCAGGAGCUAGCGUCGCUGAAAAAUCAAGUCCGCGAGCUCCUCGCCGAGCGCGAGGCUGUUGGGGAGAUUCGAGCCCGGAUAGGGUCAAUGAUCGACAACCUGGUACAAGUCAUGGAUAGCUUGGACCGUGAAAGGACCGCGACAUCGCCGUCUCCAACCAACUCAACUUCGCUGCGACAGGGGGUACAGCCCCGGCGCAGAAGUGGCCACAAGAAUGGAUCCGGACGUGACUAG
Molecule: messenger RNA, 648 nt
Organism: Exophiala spinifera
Lineage: Eukaryota; Fungi; Ascomycota; Eurotiomycetes; Chaetothyriales; Herpotrichiellaceae
Exons: 2
Coding region: 1-648 (215 amino acids)
Biological process (GO): regulation of DNA-templated transcription
Molecular function (GO): DNA-binding transcription factor activity
Source: RefSeq, a predicted model, not a curated record